AUGAGAAGACUUUGCCACUGUGGCCAAAAUGACAAUAGUUCGCAUUGUUCUUGCAUAGCUGCUCCAAGGGAUGGUCUUUACGGCAGAUGGAUGUUAAGAAUGCUUUCUAAAGAAGAGAUUUAUAUGACGCUACCUCUGAGUCUCUUCUUUUUGCCCUCUUUCGAUGUUUUCGGGACUUACCUACAUCAACAUAAGCAUACAGAGGAGCUGAUUAACUUAGCUGGACUUCAGGAUGAUAGAUAUGUUGAAACUCCUUCGGAGGUGAAUGUGAAAUAUCGUAAAGAGGAGGGUAAUCUUCUUCUCGAUCCCUCUUUAUAUCGGCAAUUGGUGGGUAGUUUAAAUUACCUCACUAUUACACGACCAGAUAUCUCUUUUGCUAUCCAGCAUGUUUGGCAAUUUAUGCGCGCCCCACGACACCUCCACUUGGUCGUAGUCCAUCGCAUUAUUCGAUACUUAUUGGGUGCACCUAAUAGGGGUCUUUUCUUUCCUGUCAACUCUCCUCUUGAUCUGGUUGGUUAUAGUAAUGCCAAUUGGGCUAGAUAUGCAUAUACUCGUCGCUCGAUUACAGGAUGGCGUAUGUUUCGUGGGACUGCGCUCAUUUCAUGGCGAAGUAAGAAGUAA
This is a messenger RNA of Olea europaea var. sylvestris, 621 nucleotides long. RefSeq lists its product as uncharacterized. The record is from RefSeq and is a predicted model, not a curated record. Bases 1 to 621 code for a protein of 206 amino acids. The transcript has 2 exons. Lineage: Eukaryota; Viridiplantae; Streptophyta; Magnoliopsida; Lamiales; Oleaceae.